AUGGCCCAAAUACCUGUCUUUCCAGAUGAAUUGGUCCAUCUGAUUUGCGAAGUGGUAGCGUAUAAUAAGGGUGAAAUAACAUUACCUGAACUUUGGAGAAGCUCUGAGAGUUUUGUUGGUUUGAGUGAUGAUAAGUUGAAAGAGUUUGUCUUUUCUUCCGUGAGUUCACACCCAGAUGUUAAGCUGUAUGAAGGGGGCAAGGUUUGUGACAAGCUUUACUCCGAAGUUGCAGAGAAUGAAGAUGCUUACACGCUGAGGAUUGGUGAAGACACCUUGUGGACAAUUUUGACGGGAUAUAGGAAAAAAGAGGCCAAUAUAGGUGGAUUUGCAUUUGAGCUUCUGCUUGAAAUUGCUAAGGCUGGGGACAAGGGAAUUAAUACAAAAGAUCUAGCCCAAGCGACUAACCAGGAUCCGAGAAGUAUUACUGGUAGAGUAAAAAAGAUCGGCCAUCUUAUUUGUUCUGUCCAGAUGAUCUACAAGGGCCAUGUCGUUAAGCUUUUGAAGCUGAAAAGGUAUUCGGAAAGUGAUAAUGCUGUCAAACCUUACGUCAACCUGAGAGACUACCUUGGACAAAUCGUUGAUGUUGUUAAAAAAUCAAAGAAUGGUGUGCGCCAAAUUAUCGACUUGAAAAGAGAGCUAAAAUUUGACGUGGAAAAAAGGUUAUCAAAAGCUUUUAUUGCUGCUAUUGCGUGGCUCGAUGAAAAGGAAUAUUUGAAGAAAGUUUUGUUGGUAUCUCCUACGAAUCCUUCUGUAAAAAUACGGUGUGUUAAGUACCUCCGUGAUUAUGUGCAAGAGGACAAAUCUACAAAUGACUUUGACUAUGAAAGCGAACCAGGAGAUGAUCCUUUGGAUGAUGACAAACUUGGGUUGGAAGAAGAGGACGCUUAUGAGGGAUUGGAUAGCUCUAAUGCUACCAAUAUUCUACAAGAAGAAGGACUUCUUGUUCAAGAUGAAAAAUCGACUGGAAAAGAUGAUAUUCUCAUGAAUAGGUUUUACCCAAUACAAAAUCAAACUUAUGAUAUGACCGAGAAAGCGGGCCUACAGGGCAUCUCAACCAUGGAAGUUAUAAAAAGGCUUACUGGCAGAGAUUAUAAGCGAGCUUUUACAAAGUCAAGUGAGUAUUAUGUGGAAAGCGUGGGCAAACCAAAAAACAACGUUGAUGAAUAUAGGAUUGUAAGAGUUUAUGAUUUCGAGGGGAGGAAGAAAUUUUACAGAUUCUUCACGGAAGAAAAUUUCAAGAAACUCACUGAUGCACCUCAGACAUAUGUUUCUGGGCGAUUCGAACCUAUAGAAAGCCAGAAGGAAGCUUUAGCCGAAUUGAAUGAGUCCAAUUUUAUCCCGCUCAGCAGUUCUUUGCGCUUUGUAGAUAAUGAUGGUCAGGAAUCCUUCUUCUGGAAUGGUGAAAUUAAAUCUCCUGUAAGUGUAUCUGCGAGGGGGCGUAAAAGAAAGCAGGAAGAUGUCGCAGCUGUUCAGAAGGCGAUUUCUGUGAAUAAUAAAAGAAGGAGUGUCAAGCAAAAAGAAAAGCCCCCAUCUAUGUCGUCCACUGUCCCUGCUACUGCUAGUGGAGAUGUUGUUAAUUCGCCCUCGAGCCCUAGUGAGAAUGAUGGAACCAACAAGCCUCGGGUUCUGGAAAUAGGUGGUUUUUCGGCCGGUUCUUUGAGGUCGCUGUGGCGACAGCGUGCGAUAUUGGAGGUCGUCAGGAAAGCUGGUGGUGUAACUUACUUGCGGGAACAGUUCUUUGAAGAUGUUUCUCAUUUUAUGGGGUCUAAUACUCUCUUGGAUAAGAAAACAGUCAGAGGUGACGUGAACCUGAUGUUACAGAAUGAGAAGUUACGCAUGGAAGACGAACCGCACACUGGAAAACGUAUCAUUUAUCUUCCUGAGGUUGAUCCAAAUGCCAUUGCAAGCUAUAUCAUCAAAGAUAAGGAUAAUAAGAAGGCCUAUUUCAAAGAUGUGAUUCACAAUACUGACAUAUACUUUUUCGAUCAGACGGAAAAGCAUAGAUUCCAUAGGGGUGUGAAGUCAGCGGAAAGGGUCCGCAAUUACCAAGACCGCAGUAGGACUAAGAAGGAUGCCCAAAAGAAAGCUUGGAAGAAGGCAGAGGACGCUUUAAGUUUGCAAAGACAGUAUAAACUUUCUCGAGAUUUGACAGCCGUUGGUGAAAAGGACCUAUCCAAGAAAAGUGGAAAACCGGGGAAAGGUAAAAAGAAGGCUUUAUUUCAGGUCGGAAAUAAACUAGGCGCUAGAGCACUGGUGAUGGCUGUUGUUAUUACAAAGAGUAUCAAAAAUGAGAUUCUUUGGGAUGAGAUUACUAAGCUCUUCCCUAGCAAUUCUCUCAGUAAUUUAAAGAAACAAUGGACUGCGAGAAGAAUCAGGAUGGGCCAUGUUGGUUGGAGAGCUUAUGUUGAUAAGUGGCGUAAAAUCCUUGUGUCAGCCACAAGGGAGGAGAGAGUUACCCUUGAAGAUGUGGAGCGCUUAGAUUUACCUAAGUUGAUAGAUUUGUGGAUUACAUCCGAUGUUGAUGAAGAUCAGAAACCCACCUUAUUGUACAGAGAUUAUUUGGAAAACAAGAAGCGCUAUACUUUAAUCAGAGUUGGGACCAAUGUCGGGAUGAAAUCUGGACUUGCGAUGUCGUCCAUGAUCCAAAGGGAAACAUCGUCGCUCAAAAAAAUAUUUGUCUACGAUAACUACGAUACGUCUUCUAAACGCCUUCCUCCAUGGGGUACUGAAGGUGAUGUGAGGGCGGUAAUCAGGUCAAUAUUGUAUGACCAUCCUGAUACAUCCAGGGAAAAAAUCGAAGUUUUAAGUACGAUCCCAAAAGAGUUGGUUGAUAAGGUUAUUAUGGAUAUGGCAAAAGAAAAGCAUUUAUAUCUUCAGGGAUCGAGAUUAGAAGCGACAGAUACCAUCAAGGAAUUCUUAGAGACGAGGGGUAAUUAUAGGAUGUUUGAACAAUGCGAGAUAUACAGAAAUAAACUUGAAGAAAUGUUCCAAGCAGGUAACGGGGUGAUUAUUAGCGAGGAAAUUCCAGAUAUUGCUUCUUGGAUCUUCAUUGAUCUGAUUGCACAGUCAAAAGUUAACCUAGAUGUUAUUCCAACUGUUGAUAGCAGCCAAAAGUUGAGUUAUGUAACAAGGCGUCUUGGAAUUCGAGGUCUAACUCCUCCGCUAAUCAUGUCUGCAAAAAAGUCAACGAAACUCACAAAAGAGAUUCAUGUUCCCUUGCCCAUGGGAGAGCCAAACUCGAAACUUUGGAUAGAUGGUACGGGGUGCUUAAGAGGAGAGGUUUGGAAGUGCUUGCUUUCCAUGAUAACAAAUGAAAUUCUUUUCAACCCAGGUGUCACUUUAGACAUGUUGGAACAAAAUUGUAAUUUUGUGCUGUCUAGGAGGGAACUAAAGGAUAUCUGCGGAUGGCUUUUGAAAAAAGGUUUGGUCAUCGAGACUCCCUUCGAAGGCUUGCAGGCAGGUCAUGAGUGGUACACUUUGCUGAAAUAA
Molecule: messenger RNA, 3489 nt
Organism: Zygosaccharomyces rouxii
Lineage: Eukaryota; Fungi; Ascomycota; Saccharomycetes; Saccharomycetales; Saccharomycetaceae
Gene: TFC3
Product: transcription factor TFIIIC subunit TFC3
Exons: 2
Coding region: 1-3489 (1162 amino acids)
Biological process (GO): 5S class rRNA transcription by RNA polymerase III; transcription initiation at RNA polymerase III promoter
Cellular component (GO): transcription factor TFIIIC complex
Molecular function (GO): DNA binding
Source: RefSeq, a predicted model, not a curated record